AUUCAUCUUUAAGCACUGCGUGCCUUAUUUUUGUUUCUUCAACGGCUCUAGCAUAUAUUUUGUGGGCUAGCGGACCUGACGUUCACAUUCUCUCGCACUCACCGAUAGCCCAUUACCUUGUUCAACUGUAAAAUGUUGAAGUUGGGAAACCGUGAUAUGCCGGUGAUUCCGGGCACCAAAAUCGAAGGAGAAGAGCUACAAGAAUUGAGGCUCAUGUUGGCAGAUUUGCUUCGAAGAAAAAGUACUCAAUUCCCGGGAUCUCAGCCGGUUUCCUUUGAAAGAAAUCACAUUGAAGUUCUUAAAAGGCGAGAAUACUUUGUGUGUGAAAAGUCCGAUGGUUUGAGAUGUUUGCUUUUUCUUAUCAACGAUCCUGUUCGUGGCGAGGGUGUGUUUCUAAUAACUCGAGAGAACGAAUACUACUUCAUUCCAAAUAUCCAUUUCCCGCUUUUGGCGGACGAAGAGAAAGGACGCACAUAUCAUCAUGGCACUGUUCUUGAUGGUGAGUUGGUGAUGGAGACGAAAAACGUCCUGGAGCCAUUUCUCCGAUACUGCAUUUUUGAUGCGCUUGUCAUACACGAAAAAGACAUCACCAACCGACCGCUACCCAAGAGACUCGGCUACAUCACAGAGAAUGUGAUGAAACCGUUUGACAGCUUCAAGAAAAGAAACCCUGAAAUUGUAAACUCGCCUGAAUUCCCGUUCAAAGUCAGUUUCAAAAUGAUGAAGCUGUCCUACAGAGCUGACGUAGUCUUGUCUAUGCAAGACCACUUGUUCCACGAAACCGAUGGCCUCAUUUUCACAUGCGCUGAGACCCCAUACGUGUUUGGAACUGAUGCUACAUUGCUAAAGUGGAAGCCGGCGCACGAAAACACUGUUGAUUUCAAGAUGGAGUUGAUUUUCAAGAUGUACCAGGAUCCAGACAUGGAUUCACGCGACCCAGAUUCAACGUACCCAGAUUAUGACAGCGUUCCAGAAGAAAUCAACUUACAUGUUUGGAAAGGUGGGCGAGAUUACGAACACUUUGCCCAGCUUGACCUUCCCGAGGAUGACUGGGAACAGUUAAAGGCCAUAGAAGAACCCCUUCAGGGGCGCAUAGUUGAAUGCCGCAAGAAAUUGAGCAAACCACCGUUCUGGGAGAUGCUUCGGUUUAGAGAUGACAAAUCGAACGGAAACCAUUUCUCGGUGGUGGAGAAGAUUAUUCAUAGUAUUGAAGAUGGUGUGACUGAAAAGGAGCUCGUGGAGGCUUGCCCAGUAAUAGAAAAAGCCUGCAAACAAAGAGAGGCCGAGCGAAUGCACAAGACCAGGGGCCCACAGAUCCCAGAGCCCCUGAAAAGAACCAGCGAACACCCAAUAGAGAACAAGCCUCGUCAAAGACAAGAAGACAUUGAACAACCACACCCAAAGAGACGGAAAGUCUCAGAAGAAGAGAUGCUUCAAGAAAUGAUGCCAGAUUAUGAAGAAGAAAGCGAACUGGAGUAGAUGGCAGCCAGUAUUAGAUAUUCCGCCAAGAUACUGCUUUGGAAAAUGAAGCGAAACUUGACUCCAUACCUUCUCUGUAAUGAGCUAGGUUUGUUCGCAGGCUUUAUUGACGGUGUGAAUGAUUAUAUAUGCAUUUAAGACAUUUGCAAAGUAUGCAAUAAGUGUUGAGAAGGAAGUCUGGAGCUAGUUCAUAGAAUGGUACAUCUUUCAGCAAUCCUCAAAGACCUUUGAGGGCAUCCAAGUGAUAUUUUGAAAUCUUCAUACGAAUCACCUGAUUUUGUCUGUGCAACGAAAGAUUGUGAUGAAAGCCCGCGCGACUUACUAUAUGUAGCCAGCCC
Messenger RNA from Metschnikowia bicuspidata var. bicuspidata NRRL YB-4993, 1817 nucleotides. It is a transcript of the gene CGT1, whose product is annotated as mRNA guanylyltransferase. Gene Ontology annotation, cellular component: mRNA capping enzyme complex. The transcript has a single exon. Gene Ontology annotation, molecular function: ATP binding; mRNA guanylyltransferase activity. Lineage: Eukaryota; Fungi; Ascomycota; Pichiomycetes; Serinales; Metschnikowiaceae. Bases 133 to 1479 code for a protein of 448 amino acids. The record is from RefSeq and is a predicted model, not a curated record. Gene Ontology annotation, biological process: 7-methylguanosine mRNA capping.